AGAAUCAAAAUUUAAGUUAUAAAGCCAUUUGGCAAAAUGGGUGAUGUUGAAUUACACUUCGGCCUCGCACCACUUCGGUCUGUGUACCGAUGCUCGACCCACAUAUUGGACUUAAACCAGGACAUUAUGUUGCGGUUGUACGAUUAUCUGAUCGAUCUGACGGAUAGGGUGCGUCUGGCCUGUACGGCGCCCAAGCUCGGUGAGGCCUUCCGAAUGUGGGCCCGCAAACAGAGACAAAUACUCGAUGUAGAGGAUUUGGAGACGAUGAAGCUCCCAGAGAUGAUCAAUUUCUUUAUGUGGGCGGGGCCGUUCAUCAAAGUGCUGCAUGUAAACUGUGACUGGUACGAAAAGGAGUCCCUGGUGGUGGAAUUUAUAGCAGAGUAUUGCUUUAAUCUCGAGGAGAUCUACUAUACAAAUGUCACCGACGACUUCCACUUUCGGACAAUCAUGUCACGGAUGAAGCACCUGAAGCGGAUCACCGUCAACUGUUUGGAUGCGGAGGAUGUGCUUAGCUUCGAUUUAGAGCCCAAUCAGGGUCUGGAGUACUUUGAGCUGAUCAAUGGCUGUUAUACGGGCGAACAUCUGUGCGGUUUCCCCAAGCUCCAUACGCUGAUACUGCGUAACUGUUUGCUCUGGAACUAUUGGGCAUUUGGCAUACCGUUAAGGACAUUGCGUCUCCUGAACCUGGAUGACUGCAGCUUUGAGGUGAUGAACGAUAGCCUGUACGGUAAGAUAGCCGAGUGUUGUGUGAACCUCGAGGAGCUCCAUUUCUCCGGCUGUGACACCCACUUUGAGGUGAUUGCCCAACUGCCAAAGCUAAAGCGUUGCACGCUCAAGACCUGGGGGAGCUCCAAUGAGUUAAACAUCGGAUUCCUGGCCACGCUGGCCGAGAAAAAACUGGGCAGCAAUCUCACUCAUCUGCAUUUGUCCGGCCAGUUUGAGAUCAGCAAUGAGCAUGCCCGGGUCCUGGGACAACUUCAAUCGCUGCAGGAGCUGCGCUGGAGCAGCAAUGACGUCCUGGAGGAUGAUCAUUUCAAGUUCUUCAACGAUCUUAGUGUGCUCGAGUCCUUUGGCAUGUCCUUCUGCGGUCGCGUCACCGACGUGGGUAUGAUGCGUCUGCUGAGAAAGUGCGGACAACUGAAGCUGAUCGACCUGAAGGAUUGCAGCCAGAUCACCAAUGAUUUUGUACUCAAUGCCAUCGGUUGUCUGACCAAGCCCUCACCACGUCGCCAUUUGGUGAUCAAUGUGCUGGGCACUAAGAUCAAGGAGAGUCUGCUCACGUCCAUCGAGUAUCUGGCGCCCUUGAACAAUGUAAAGCUUAACUUUGUCCAUGAAUAGAAACAAUCGGUUUGCAAGAGACAAUGGGAUCCCUCCGCUCUUAGUCAUGAUCCAGUCGAUCCACAAGGAAGUGCUGUGCUCAAUAUUUAUGAUCGUACACACAAUACACCAUUAGCAAUGGGAUAAUUGUUGGGACAAGCGUGUGCUGCGGCACUUGGGCAUUUAAUAAUAUUAAAUAGAAAUCCAAAAUUGUAUUAAAACAAUA
Messenger RNA from Drosophila persimilis, 1543 nucleotides. RefSeq lists its product as uncharacterized. The transcript is spliced from 3 exons. Gene Ontology annotation, cellular component: SCF ubiquitin ligase complex. Bases 37 to 1338 code for a protein of 433 amino acids. Gene Ontology annotation, biological process: SCF-dependent proteasomal ubiquitin-dependent protein catabolic process. The record is from RefSeq and is a predicted model, not a curated record. Lineage: Eukaryota; Metazoa; Arthropoda; Insecta; Diptera; Drosophilidae.